Messenger RNA from Aspergillus puulaauensis, 1413 nucleotides. RefSeq names its product MFS transporter. The coding region runs from base 1 to 1413 and encodes 470 amino acids. Gene Ontology annotation, molecular function: transmembrane transporter activity. The transcript has 5 exons. Lineage: Eukaryota; Fungi; Ascomycota; Eurotiomycetes; Eurotiales; Aspergillaceae. The record is from RefSeq and is a predicted model, not a curated record. Gene Ontology annotation, biological process: transmembrane transport.
AUGUAUACCAAUGCUGGAUCUCGUCCACCCGCCCAGUGGCGGUCCUCGGAGGCAUUCAUCACGUUUGUAGUCUCUUUUGCCAUUUUUACUGACCUUUUGCUUUAUGGACUGCUCGUCCCGGUAAUGCCAACUGCUCUCCACGAGCGGGUUGGUCUUCCUAAAGGCGAGGAACAACGAUGGACAUCAAUCCUGCUCGCCCUCUGCGGCGCCGGCCAGCUCGCAUGCGCCCCCAUCGCCGGUUACCUGGCGGAUCUAAUCUCCUCCCGAAAAUGGCCCUUAAUCACCGGCCUCCUCUUCCUAGCCGGAUCCUGCUUCCUGCUCUGCAUCGGGACGACCCUCAGUCUCUGGAUCGCGGGCCGACUGCUGCAAGGCGCCUCAGCCGCAGUGGUCUGGGCGGUUGGAUGUGCACUGCUCGUUGACUCGGUUGAUCGGAAGAGACUGGGGCAGGCGCUGGGGUAUCUUGGUAUGGCGAUGAUGAUGGGUCCGCUGCUGGGUCCGUUGCUUGGGGGCUUGAUUUAUGCGUCUGGGGGGUAUUAUGCGGUGUUUGGGUUGGCGUUUGGGCUUGUUGUUGUUGAUAUUGCGUUGCGGUUGGUUAUGAUUGAGCGGAACGACCAACAAACCGGUGAUGCUUCGAAUGCUGAGUCUAGGACCGGGGACAGUAGUGAAGGAGGCAACGGUGGUGUCUCUACAUCCGAGAACUCUCCCCUGUUAGCGCAACAAACACAGCAUGACCCUGACCGACCACCAGCCCUCUUCGUCCUCCUCAGCUCCGAACGCAUGUGGGUAACAAUCUGGGGCUACUUCGUCGGCGCACUCAUAAUGUGUUCCUUCAACAGCAUCCUCCCGCUGUUCGUGCGAGACACCUUCAACUGGGCCCAAACAGGGCAAGGACUGAUCUUCCUCCCGCUGUCGCUCCCCAAUUUCCUCGGCCCGUUUUACGGGUGGGUGAAUGAUCGAUUCCCGCAGUCUAGACGCUACGUUGCAGCCGCGUCUAUGCUGGGCGUGUCCAUACCGGCUGUUCUGCUUCGGUUCAUAACAGCCGAUACAACAGGCCAGAAGGUUCUGCUCUGUGUCCUCCUUGCGCUUCUAGGACUGAGCCUUGCGGCAUCGGACCCGCCGCUUCUCUCUGAAGCUGCAUUCGCCGCGUCGGAGCAGGAAGAGAGGCGGCCUGGUAUAUUCGGGGGUUCGGAGCCAACUGCGUUGAUGUAUGGGAUCCUGAGUGCUACGUUCUCUGCUGGUGCGAUCGCGGGAUCGUUUCUUGCUGGGCUUAUCAAGGAGGCUUACGGAUGGAGUACGGUGACUUGGGUGAUAGGAUUGGUUGCUGGCGUUUCGGUUUUCCCGAUGUUGUUGUGCGUUGGAGGUUUGUGGUUGCCGUGGGUUAAACGUCAGCGACCUACGGUUCUGGAGGAAUAA